AACUCUCUCUCGAAAACCUAGCAGUCGGUUUCCGCCAAACGUCGACGCUCAUCUCCGGCCACCGGGUUUGAUUCCGAACCGACCCGUUAACCUGUUUCGUCAGAACGCUAACCCUAAUCCUAAUUUGAUUCAACAAGCCAAUAAAUUUCAGCAACAACAACAGAUGAUGAUGAUGAUGCAACAACAGCAGCAACAACAACAACAGCAGAAAUUGAUGCGUCCAUCGAAUCAAUUGGAGAUACAAUUCGCUUACCAAGACGCUUGGCGUGUUUGUCAUCCUGAUUUCAAGCGACCUUUCGCUUCUCUCGAAGACGCUUGUGAAAGUCUCCUGGGAAAGUACAUUUGUUGUUGGAGUACUGCAAAGGAGGUCACUUGUCUGUGUAUUUCCAAAGACAUGGAAUUGUCCCUGAAGCUAAUGGAGAUGAAACAGAGACUGGGAAAAAUCGAAGAGCCAAUAAAAGAGAUUGUUUUGGAAACCAAUAAACCUUCAAGGAAAGCUCCAACCAAAACCCAAGAAGAUCAAUCUACUAAAUUCUCCCCAAAAGAAGAAUCAAAACCAGAAAAAGAAUAUAAGGGCAAUGUACAGAAACCAGCUGAUGGACUUCAUUGAGAUCAUUAGAAGGGAAACUUAAGUGGUAGAUGAAGAAGGAUGUACCCUUCUGUGAGUUAUUAUGCUUUUGGAACUAAUACAGUAGUUGUUGCAAUUCUCGGAUUUUGCUUUUGGUUGUUGAAUCACCUUUUGAAUUAAUAUAGAUCACAAGGAUUUGCGUUUAAGCUA
Arabidopsis lyrata subsp. lyrata is the source of this 778-nucleotide messenger RNA. RefSeq lists its product as uncharacterized. The record is from RefSeq and is a predicted model, not a curated record. The coding region runs from base 164 to 610 and encodes 148 amino acids. The transcript has 2 exons. NCBI's taxonomy places the organism in Eukaryota, Viridiplantae, Streptophyta, Magnoliopsida, Brassicales, Brassicaceae.